ACACUACGAUGUAAUAACGGCAACGUCUAACUUUCCGGCCUGGGCCUGAUUUCUUGGUUAUGGUUAUUGUUGCAAAUUUUAUUUGAUGUGUUGCAAUUUGAUUUCCAGGGAUUAAAUCAAUAGUUUUUUACUUUUCUAUCUUAAAAUGCAAUAAGUUAUUCCAUUGUAGGGUAGUUGGAUCUUUUGUAAAUAUACGAAGGAUUGAGUACUUCAAUAAUUCCUCUUUAUGAUGGGAAUAAUUACUAGUACUUCUUACUUAGCGGUUUUUAGCGCUGGAACGAUUGUAGGCAUUACUUCAACAUUGACUUUAUUGAAAUUCUUACCAAAGAUCAGAAAAAAAGGAUAUGAUAAAUGGGAAAAAGGACAAGAAGAAAAAUUUGAGUUCGAACCUACAGCAGUAAAUGACGAAUAUAGAUUAGUUUUAGCAGUACGAAAUGACCUUAAAAUGCAAAAAGGUAAGAUAGCAGCGCAGUGUGGUCAUGCCUCUGUUGCAGCAUAUGCCAAAAUACUAAACGAAAGACCAAAUUUACUACCUCUUUGGUAUAGACAAGGAGGUACCAAAAUAGCUGUUAAAAUAGAAUCUGAAGAUGAAUUAUUUAAGUUAGAUGAAGAAGCUAAAAAACUUAAUGUAUUAACUAGUGUUAUCAGAGACGCUGGUCAAACACAAGUAGUACCAGGUACACGAACUGUGAUAGCUGUUGGACCUGCACCCAAAAGUGUAUUGGACAAAAUAACGGGACAUUUAAAAUUGUUGUGAGAAUUUAAUGUUACUGUUACUUGUAUAAUAGUACUUUGUUUUCAUUCAUGAUCGCAUCUACUUUGUGUGUGUUCCAUAUUCAAUAUUUUGAAUUUGAAACUGAUGAAAUAAAAUAAUUUAUAUUA
This is a messenger RNA of Harmonia axyridis, 882 nucleotides long. RefSeq names its product probable peptidyl-tRNA hydrolase 2. The record is from RefSeq and is a predicted model, not a curated record. NCBI's taxonomy places the organism in Eukaryota, Metazoa, Arthropoda, Insecta, Coleoptera, Coccinellidae. Gene Ontology annotation, molecular function: peptidyl-tRNA hydrolase activity. The coding region runs from base 227 to 757 and encodes 176 amino acids. Gene Ontology annotation, cellular component: mitochondrion; cytosol. The transcript has 3 exons.